Messenger RNA from Aspergillus sclerotioniger CBS 115572, 1671 nucleotides. RefSeq lists its product as uncharacterized. The transcript has 5 exons. Bases 130 to 1224 code for a protein of 364 amino acids. The record is from RefSeq and is a predicted model, not a curated record. NCBI's taxonomy places the organism in Eukaryota, Fungi, Ascomycota, Eurotiomycetes, Eurotiales, Aspergillaceae.
AAUCCGGGAGUACCAAGCCUGGUAAUCUUGUUUGGCGAAGGCCCCUCCUGAAAUGGAAUCUUAUAUGGAAUUCCGACCCGCCCUGUCGCUUCUUUUUGCAAAGCUGACUCGUACAGCUGGCAGUGCAGGAUGACUUACGAAGAGAAUCGGUACUGGAAAAAUGUGCUGACCAUCGUGCCCAUUGUCGGCGCCGCCCUGGCCACCCUGUCCUAUGUGCUACGGCUUUACUCCCGUCGCUUCACAACCGCCGGUCUGAAAGUGGAGGACUGGUUGAUGGGCGUUGGCUUGCUUCUGUCUUACUGCGCGACCGCAUUUGUUGUGGACACUGCAUUCAAUGGCGUCGGCUUACCGGUUAGCGAACUGCCGGCAGACGAGCGGCGACGGAUCCAAUUUGCUUCCUGGAUGAUCCAGAAGUUCUGGGCGCCUUCCGCCGCGUUUGUGAAGAUCUCAAUUGUGGUGUUCCUGAAGCGGCUGCUCGGGACUGUCCGCGCAUACGCCAUUGUCUCGAAUGUCCUCAUUGUAUUCAUUAGCUGUUGGGCUCUCACGGCUCUUCUGGUCAACAUCUUUCAGUGUCAUCCCGUCCAGUACUAUUACGACAAGGCACUCCAUGGACAUUGUAUGAGUGGGCAGCGACAAUUUUUCCAGGCGAUGGGAGCCAUCUCCUUGAUAGAGGACGUCAUUGUUUUGUGUCUGCCGACACCUAUUGUGUGGGGGCUGCAGAUUACCUUUCGACAGAAGUGUGCGGUGACGCUCGUGUUUUCUCUGGGUGGCUUGGUCUGCAUAUUCAGUUUGAUGCGUCUGAUUGAAUUCCGCACGUUCAUUACGACUGAUCUAGCUUCGUCGAGUGCCAAAGAAUCCGUCUGGACCUGUCUCGAACUCGAUAUCGCCAUAAUCUGCGGUUGUCUCCCACUGAUGAAACCCUUGAUCCAGGGCUUCCUGGGAAAGGUCCGAAGCGGUGUCUCCAAGGCCCGGUCCCAUCCAUCGUCCGGCACGAAGCUGUACUAUCCCUCGAGCGCCACACACAACAAUGAUGGGUUUCGACAGAUCGAUGACGUGUUGGGUUCACAGGCCUCCAAGAAUCCCCAUGUCAUGGCCAGUUCUAGUCGAUUGAGCUCGGAUGUUGAAUUGCAAGGCAUCGCGGUGCACACCCGGAUUGAGCAGGAUGUUGACCGCCCGCACACGGUAGACUCGGACGAGAUGACCCAUGGGCAUGCGUGGCCUUGAACCGUAUCCGUAUUCUGUCAAUUCUGAAUCCACAAUGGAUCCUCAAAGCUACGCAUAGCAUCCGCAGAGGUGGUCAAUCAGUGGCACGACCACCAUGCUCGGUCCGUUGCUCACGAAAGCCAUCGCUGUUCAGCAUCACAGUACCUCCGAGGGUUCUCUUCGCCCACCCGAUAUUCUUCGUGUGCGGGUUGACCUACGGCUCGACUUGGCUUCUGUUCGUCAAACGGAUCACGGGAGUUGAAUGUGGGCACGAGAAUUGGUCGCCGAAGCCUACUAUGCACCUGAAGCGGAUGUCAACGCCCGGGUUUAUGACCGGGCGCUACACGACCGGGACGAAUGCGUAUAGAUUGAUACAAUCCACCUAAUGCCGUCUAAUGCUUGAUGAAAUACCGCCACUAGAAUAAUUCAAUAAAUUACACAAGAGUCAAUUCAUGACGCGGGCUCGUU